UCCCCGCGCGAACUUCCGGCACCGGGAGCUGGUGGAGAAGCUCCCAGUCCCCGAGCAGCUCUGGGCGGCGUGCCCUGGGGGCGGGACCGGCGUUUCGCGCAGCCCGGCUCCUGCGGAUUCGGCGCCGGAGGGGACACGCUUCUCCGGGCCGUGCGGCCGCCUGCGGCUCCUUGCUCUCCGGGUCCCCGAGUCGCACCGCUGAGCCCGCCGCUGUCGCCAGGCUGCUGGGGACCGUCCCCUUUUCCCACGUCCUGCCGAGCGACCCUGGCAUAUGUGUCCUGAUGCCAGCCCAGCUGUCACAGAGAAUCCCUGUAGGAGGCUGACUAGCCCUGAGCCCUAGGCCAGGGGAAUGGCAUCCCUCCAGGAGCUCCAAGACCACGCUCCUGGGGGGGAAGAAGGACUUGUGAUUGUGAAGGUAGAAGAUUGCUCUUGGGAACAGGAACCUGCCCAGCAGAUGGACAGCAGGGAUUCAGAAGCCUGCCGCCAGCGCUUCCGCCAGUUCUGCUACAGGGAUGUAGGUGGGCCACACGAAGCCUUCAGCCAGCUCUGGGAGCUCUGCUGCCGCUGGCUGCGGCCCGAGCUGCACAGCAAGGAGCAGAUCCUGGAGUUGCUGGUGCUGGAGCAGUUCCUGGCUGUGCUACCAGGGGAGAUCCAAGCCCAGGUGCAGAAACAGCACCUUGGGAGCGGUGACGAGGCCGUCGCUUUGGUGGAGGGCAUACAGAAUCAGUCAUUGAAAGCCUGGCCACAGGAUGGACUCUCAGAAGCGCAGCCUAAGGCAGCAGUCCAGGGACUCCAUGCCACAAGGCCUCCCCAGAAGGAAAGAGUACAGAAGCAGCCGCCUGCACCCCAAGAGCAGCCUAGCCAUGCCCAGCUUCCUGUUCUUAAAGAAGGACAGACAGGAGAGGUGAUGGGUGCUUGCUUUGCCUCUGCAGUUCAUCUGCCUGGGAGACCUGAGCUGGGUCACAUCUCCCCAUUCCAAAAACCUGUGGCACUGGGAGACAUCCCUUUCUAUUUCUCCCGAGAAGAAUGGGGCUCCCUGGACCCUGCUCAGAGGGAUCUCUUCUGGGACAUAAAGAGAGAGAACUCCCGGAAUGCUGCUCUUGGUUUGGGAUCCCAAAGCCAGAGUGACCGAGGUCCUCCGGAGGAGGCCGCGACAGCAGUGUUGGGACAGACGGACUGUGAAGUGAGUAUGUCCUGGCAUCCCGAGGAGGCUGAGACAGAGGUCUGGAAGAGUGAAAACCCACCGAGGACAGCCCUGGGCCCGCUGGUGGUUGCUCAUCCGGGCCGGCCGCCUACUCGCAGGCGUCAGUUUCGGAAGUUAGUGACUGAGAAGCCGCAUGGCUGUGGGCAGUGCGGGAAGCGUUUCCGCUGGGGCUCAGACCUAGCCCGGCACCAGCGGACCCACACUGGUGAGAAGCCACACAAGUGUCCUGAGUGCGACAAGAGCUUCCGCAGCUCUUCCGACCUGGUGCGUCACCAGGGUGUGCACACGGGCGAGAAACCCUUCUCCUGUUCUGAGUGUGGCAAGAGCUUCAGCCGCAGCGCCUACCUGGCUGACCACCAGCGCAUCCACACCGGCGAGAAGCCCUUCGGCUGCAGCGAGUGUGGCAAGAGCUUCUCACUGCGCUCCUACCUGCUGGACCAUCGGCGUGUGCACACGGGCGAGCGGCCCUUUGGCUGUGGCGAGUGUGACAAGAGCUUCAAGCAGCGUGCACACCUCAUUGCGCACCAGAGCCUGCAUGCCAAGGUGGCCCAAUCCGAGGGGUGAGUUGUCCGUGGGACCUGAGCAGCCCACUGAGGCGGACACUCCCUGUGAACCUCACUGCCUCUCUUUAUUCCUCUUGGAGAAUUCUCCCUUGCCUGUGACCACUGCCAGCCUAUCAAGGGACCCAAGGGCCCCGUACUCUGGACUGGCCUGCCUGCUCCCAGGAUCCUCCCACCUGCCUCUCCCCAUCCUGCUCUGGACUUCUUUUCCAUUGUUUCCUGGAGCUUCACAGUUUCCAGUUGAGUAUCAGGUGGUGUAAGGCCUUGGGCAGGACCUGGAGAGUGCCUCCAGGACCCUCCAGCCUUGCUUGGCCAGAGGCUCUCUGCUACUUGUGCCUUCCAGUAGGGACUGGCCUCCAUCCUCAGGGGACUGCUGGGCUUUGGGAAGGACCAUCAGCCCACACCAGUGAGAAUUUAGGUCCUGGGUUUGGUCACAGCAGCUUCCUGGCCUUUCCCUCUUCCCCCAAACCCCCAGCCCGUGACCACUCUGUGCUGAACCCAGGAAGCGGCCUAGCUGUCCUGCUGUGAACCCCAGACAUACUUGCCUGCAGGUGGUGACUGUAGCAACAGGUUGACUCUGGAGAACACCCACUCCUCCAGAGGCGUGGCUUUUGUGUACUUAACACUGGCACUCCAUCAGCACUUUGUAGCUGACUCCUCCAGCACCGUAUUCCAUGUUUUUAAUCUGCAUUGUGUGCAGAUUCACAUUAACAGGGACAGACCAUGGACCCUCCAAGAGGGCUCAGUCCAGUGGGCUUCGGAAUAAACAUGGAAACUUUCCUUGA
Messenger RNA from Onychomys torridus (southern grasshopper mouse), 2549 nucleotides. It is a transcript of the gene Znf213, whose product is annotated as zinc finger protein 213. Bases 350 to 1768 code for a protein of 472 amino acids. Lineage: Eukaryota; Metazoa; Chordata; Mammalia; Rodentia; Cricetidae. The record is from RefSeq and is a predicted model, not a curated record. Gene Ontology annotation, biological process: regulation of DNA-templated transcription. The transcript has 6 exons.